UUGGAACUCCUGAAGGACCAACUCCAAAUAAAUUAUGAAUGUUGAACAAGAUGACCUUACAUCCACAGCAGAUAAUGAUAGGUCCUAGGUUUAACAGGGCCCUAUUUGACCCCUUGCUUGUGGUGCUACUGGCUCUUCAACUUCUCGUGGUUGCUGGUUUGGUCAGAGCUCAGACCUGCCCUUCUGUCUGUUCCUGUAGCAAUCAAUUUAGCAAAGUAAUUUGUGUGAGAAAAAAUCUGAGAGAGGUCCCUGAUGCUAUAUCUACUAAUACAAGGUUGCUGAAUCUCCAUGAGAACCAAAUUCAAAUAAUCAAAGUGAAUAGCUUCAAACACCUGAGGCAUUUAGAAGUCUUGCAGCUGAGCAGGAAUCACAUUAGAACAAUUGAAAUUGGGGCCUUCAAUGGUCUGGCUAAUCUCAAUACUUUGGAACUCUUUGACAAUCGUCUUAGCACCAUUCCUAAUGGGGCAUUUGUGUACUUGUCAAAACUGAAGGAACUUUGGUUGCGAAACAACCCCAUUGAAAGUAUUCCCUCUUAUGCUUUUAAUAGAAUCCCUUCCCUGAGGAGGUUAGAUCUGGGGGAACUAAAAAGGCUUUCAUAUAUCUCAGAAGGUGCCUUUGAAGGUCUAUCCAAUUUGAGGUAUUUGAACCUUGCUAUGUGCAACCUUCGGGAGAUCCCUAACCUCACACCACUUGUAAAACUGGAUGAGCUAGAUCUUUCUGGGAACCACUUAACUGCUAUCAAGCCAGGGUCUUUUCAAGGGUUAAUGCACCUGCAGAAAUUGUGGCUGAUCCAAUCCCAGAUUCAGGUGAUUGAAAGGAAUGCCUUUGAUAACCUUCAGUCACUAGUAGAGAUCAAUCUGGCCCACAACAAUCUAACACUACUGCCUCAUGACCUCUUCACACCUCUCCGUCUGGAAAGAAUCCACCUGCAUCAUAACCCUUGGAAUUGCAACUGUGACAUCCUGUGGCUCAGCUGGUGGAUUAAAGACAAAGCACCCUCCAACACUGCAUGCUGUGCCCGUUGCAACACACCUCCCAGCUUGAAAGGAAGGUACAUUGGUGAGCUGGACCUGAAUUACUUUACAUGCUAUGCUCCUGUGAUCGUGGAGCCGCCAACAGACCUCAAUGUCACUGAAGGCAUGGCUGCUGAGCUUAAAUGCCGAGCAUCAACAUCCCUGACCUCUAUAUCUUGGAUUACUCCAAAUGGAUCUGUUAUAACACAUGGGGCUUAUAGGGUUCGGAUUUCUGUGCUCAGUGAUGGCACAUUAAAUUUUACAAGGGUAACUGCGCAAGACACAGGGUUGUAUACAUGCUUGGUGAGUAACUCUGUUGGGAAUACUACGGCUUCUGCAACUCUCAAUGUAACUGCACAGGAGUGUAUUACUUAUUUUUCAACCAUCACAGUAGAAACUGUGGAACCUUCUCAGGAUGAGGCACGGACCACAGAACAGGUUUGGCCUACGCCGGUUAUUGAUUGGGACACCACCAAUGCGACAACCUCUCUCACACCACAGAGCACAAGGUCAACGGAAAAAGCAUUCACAAUUCCUGUGACAGAUUUAAGCAAUGGGAUCCCAGGAAUAGAUGAGGUUAUGAAGACUACCAAAAUCAUAAUUGGUUGUUUUGUGGCAAUCACUCUUAUGGCUGCUGUGAUGUUGGUCAUUUUUUACAAAAUGAGAAAACAGCAUCACCGGCAAAAUCACCAUGCUCCAACACGGACUGUAGAAAUCAUUAAUGUGGAUGAUGAACUUACAGGUGAUACACCUAUAGAAAGUCAUUUGCCCAUGCCAGCAAUAGAGCAUGAGCACUUAAACCACUAUAACUCUUAUAAAUCUCCUUUCAACCACACAACAACAGUUAACACAAUAAAUUCCAUACACAGUUCAGUGCAUGAACCAUUAUUGAUCCGAAUGAACUCUAAAGACAAUGUACAAGAGACUCAGAUCUAAACCAUUUACAGAUUUAAGGGGGAAUUUAAAACAAAAAGACAGUUUAUUAAAAAAAAAUGACACAGAUGACUGGGCUAAAUCUACUGUUUCAAAAAAAGUGUCUUUACAAAAAAAGAAAUUUAUUUAUUAAAAAUUCUAUUGUGAGCGAAAGCAGACAAAAUUAUGUGUAUUCCUCAGAACCUCUUUUUGCUGCAUUUAUUUACCCUACCCUACUGAUUUCCCUUUCCUUUCUUCUUUCCCUUUCCUUCCCCUUCUAUCCCAUUUGCCAUAUUUUUCAUAGAACAACUUGAUUCUCUAAAGAACUGGUCUAGGAAUUUUUGUAAGAAUUCUGUUAAUGCUUUGGGAAUUUUUAUGGUGAAUUCUAGUGGUGAGAUUCGGUCUAUUUUGUCUUUUAUCAUUUUAUUUUCUUCUCAUGCCCUUUUUGAAAUGGUUCAGUGAGGAAAUGGAUGUUAGCAGUAGAUUCAUAAGAACAAUCAAGGAACAGAAACAAACAAAACAAAACAUUUUAUUUUUCUUUUAUUUUUUCACAUUUCUGUAUUUCCUGAAGGGACCAUUCUGUGGAAGGAAAACAAAACAAACAAACAAACAAAAAACCAAGAAAUUAAUUUUCAUGUGAGCAUCUAUAAAACCCAUGAUCUUUUAAACAACUCUAGA
Messenger RNA from Python bivittatus (Burmese python), 2603 nucleotides. Lineage: Eukaryota; Metazoa; Chordata; Lepidosauria; Squamata; Pythonidae. The record is from RefSeq and is a predicted model, not a curated record.